AUGGAUAUAUUUGUGGAUGAAACCAGUAAGAAUUCUCGUUACGAGAAAGUUUGUUAUCUUGGUGAAGGUCAAUUCGCCAAUGUGUUUCUUGCUCAAGACAACAACAGAAAUGGACAGUUAGUUGCAAUCAAAAAGGUGAAAGCUGGGCCUCGUUGGGUAUUGGCUGAUGGCAUGAAUUUAUCAGCAAUACGCGAGAUUAAGAUACUUAAGGAAAUGGAUCAUCCAAAUGUUCUUAGUUUGCUUGAUGUAUUCAGUCAAGAUAGAUGUAUAUGUUUAGUAUUUGACUUUAUGUCAUCCGAUUUAGAAGCUUUGGUUCAUGAUCCAACAGUUGUUUUGAUACCAGCACACGUUAAGGCUUUGAGCCUGCAGCUUCUUCGAGGUGUAGAAUAUCUACACGCCAAUUGGAUACUUCAUAGAGAUUUAAAACCAAAUAAUCUGUUUCUCAGUUCACAGGGCAAAGUUAAAAUAGGUGAUUUGGUUUAG
Messenger RNA from Heterobilharzia americana, 483 nucleotides. Lineage: Eukaryota; Metazoa; Platyhelminthes; Trematoda; Strigeidida; Schistosomatidae. The record is from the annotation of a GenBank genome assembly.